Messenger RNA from Acanthoscelides obtectus, 372 nucleotides. The record is from the annotation of a GenBank genome assembly. Lineage: Eukaryota; Metazoa; Arthropoda; Insecta; Coleoptera; Chrysomelidae.
AUGAACACGCCAGGAACAAGCAAUUUUCAUCCAAUUCCAUGUAAAAAUUUCUAUGGUGUGUAUACCGAGGCAGAACUGGGAGGGGACGAGACUGACCUUGGAAGCAAUGUAGAUCCGGAAGAAGAGAUUAGAGAUGAUGGCGAAAAAGAUACCGAUAUUGAGCAGAGUGAUGAUGAAAACGGGGAUGAUCCUGCAAGUGAUCUACUUCUGAAGACGACAUUCCAUUGCUCUAUCGAGGAUCUUAUAACGGCAAAGACAAAACUAAGUGGAAGAAGGCAGAGCCAACACAGUCAAUUCGGACGAGACGUCAAAAUAUGGUUACACAUUUACCAGGUACCAAAGGCGCUGCUAGACAAGCUGAUACGCCACUGA